UUUAAAAAGUGCAUCUUUUAAAAUGGUCAAGUUUAUGAGUUAACUCUAGAACUCAUUCUCCUGAUUAUCCAACGCUGUUCAAUAAGUUAAAUAUUCUACAACAACAGAGUAGUUCGUAGUUGGCUGUUAGCGAGGUUUCCAUAUUAAUUUGCAGAGAUGAGUGCUACCGAGAACUUUGAAAUUCCUAAAAUAAAGUUUGAUGCUCGGUUUCCAAACACAAAUCAAACAAAAAACUGCUAUCAAAAUUUUUUGGAUUAUCAUCGAUGUAUUAAAGCUAAAGGAGAAGAUUUUGAACCAUGUCAAGCAUUUAGCAAAAUAUAUCAUGGAUUGUGUCCUAAUGCCUGGAUUGAAAAAUGGGAGGAUCAGUUGGCAAAUAACUCAUUUCCUGGCAAGAUUUGAUGUAGACUUAUGCUGUUUAUAUAAUUACCAUAUUCCUCCUCAUAAAUAAUUA
Molecule: messenger RNA, 451 nt
Organism: Hydra vulgaris (swiftwater hydra)
Lineage: Eukaryota; Metazoa; Cnidaria; Hydrozoa; Anthoathecata; Hydridae
Cellular component (GO): respiratory chain complex IV; mitochondrion
Source: RefSeq, a predicted model, not a curated record